ACAAAUUUCCCACUCCCCAUAGAACCGAAAAUCCCGAACCACGAGAGACAAAAAAAUCUCGUGAAGAAAACAGACGUAACCCAGCAACGGUCAAGGGAACAGCAAACCUUCAUACCUCAUCGCGUAAUUCAUUCUACUAAGUUGUAAACAAACCCAGUUAUGUUUAAGGUGCAAGGACAAGAUAGUGGUGUCUUGGAAACGUAAACAUGAUAUUGGCCGUUUUUUGUUUUAACAGUGUGUCGAAUCGAUUCCAACGUGCCACUCCUAGCAGAGUUGAUAAGUUUCUCUUUUAGACCAGUGAAUCCAAAUGAAAGUUUCCGUUCCCCACGUAACGUUGAUACUAUUCGAGACUGGAAGAUUUUUACCCAAUUGUUCAACUUGACCUCAUUAUUACCAACAAAAGAACAUAAACCAUGCCAUCCAUCAAACAAAAAUUUGCUGGAUUCUUUCGACAAAUCUCCAAUUCUGGAGGUGGAGAAUGUUUAGAAAAUGCUAACCAAAUCAAACCCAUUCAUCCUUCUGACAGCAAUAGUGGUUGCUUUAUACAUCGAUACCUCAACGGAGAAACUCGUUUGAAACAGCCUGACAUUUUGUUUGGCAGGACAGGACAGGAACUUCCUUGUUUACGGUUGUGCACACUUCAAGGUGAAAUAAUAGCCACACACACAGGUCCAGAUGGAGGACUGACAACCGUCAAUCGAGGACAACGAGGCCACGUGACCAGCCAAGAUCCCGAUGUUUCUUACAUCGACAGCGAGGACGAUGUAGGAUCUCCUCCCACGACAAAUAGUUCAGAACCUACCUCAAACAGCGCUGGGCGAAGCCGAAGUGCUGAAUUGGUGACUAUUCGUGCCAUGGGUCAGACCUUCGUGGUACGGAAUCACCUGCCUCCAACACCACCCCAACCACCGAGACAAUUCAUUCCUACUCUUUCAUCACCUCCCACGUCACCUAACGUUGCGAUGGCAACGCCCGUUGACCCUCAAAACAUCGACCAUACUCGAUUGUCGGAUGACGACGACGACGACGAUGAAUUAUCCACCGUCUGCGAAGAUCCAUCCCAACCCACGUCCAGUCCUUGUUCCUCCUCCUCUACCUCGCCUCCCAUAAUCACCAGCGCCUCCACAUGCGCCGACCAAUCGGACGACUAUCAGGAUUUCUUGUCUAAAUUUGGCAUCUUGAGCCUUCCGCUUCAUCCGUCGCUUGAUCGUCACUCGGUGGUUCAGAUCGACUCACCUGACGAUACACUCAUCUCUGGCUCUUUGAGUCCCUUUCUCGAUCAACUUGAUCCCCUUCUUACGCCGGAUGUGCCGCCGUCCGUCGGUGUAAGCGCUGCUGGCCAGUUGGAACCACUGUCGGACCAAUAUCUUGCCAACCAAGAAGAAUCGUUAGCCAAAGAACCUGAGCCACCAGCCACCACCACUACCACAGAGGCUACAGAGCCCGAAAUUGAGAUUGCAGGCGUCGUGAAUUGGAACAGGCCGAGCGGGAUCGCAUUUGGAGCAGCCACGUCGCUCUACGAACGGCACCCCGUCUCUGGGGAAACGGCUGGCAAUCCACUGGCAGAUGCAUUCGCCAUCGUGACACGCUCUAACAACGCCCUGCUGUGCCUGGCCGAUGGAGUCAAUUGGGGUGAGAGAGCUGCGCUGGCUGCUCGCAGUGCAAUUCACGGUGCUAUGGAUUAUCUGAAUCGAGCUCUCUUUACUUCCACCACAAACAGCCGCCAGUUAACCACCAGCGAUGUCUUCUUAUCGCUGCUGCGCUCAUUUCACGCGGCUCACAGCAUGAUCUUGCAGGAGGGCGGAUUAUUGACUACUCUGACAGCCGCUGUAGUAGCUCAAAUGGACCAGUCUAGCUUACAAAAUGCUCUUUACACGGGCUCGGAUAAUAGCAACAGCGCUAAAUUCGCUGUAUGUGUCUGCAAUGUCGGCGAUUCGUUGGCUUACGUCUACAGUCCCAAACAUGGCGUCAGAGAGAUAACGCACGGCUCACACGACGUUCAAUCCAUGCGAGACAUGAGGGAUGCUUUAGGAGCCUUGGGACCAGUGGACGGGCAGAAUCCGGAGCUCAAUAAUUUGACGUGUUCUAUGACAGUGAUUGAAGAAGGAGACAUUGUUUUUCUGACGUCAGACGGCAUUUCGGACAAUUUCGAUCCGGUUGUGGGGAAAUUUGUUGUUGCCCGGAAGCCGGAUAAGAUUGUUCCACUGCCGAAUGGUGCCAAACAAACCGCUAAACCGCCAAAUAGAAAUUUACCAACAGUCGAAGCAUUCCAAAGACAUGAACUCACCCUGCUACGGAUGGAGGACAUCCUGCGCAACGGUAUGAUGCCGACCAACGACAACGGGAAUCACUUGAAAGCCCAACAGCUGUGCGAGGAUCUAGUCGAUUUCGCCACUCGUCUGACGACGGCCAAGCGGCGGCUGCUGGAAGAUCUCGAGCUCUACGUGGACCAAGAUGGCAAAACACUGGAUGCCGAGGAGCAGAAAAUUCGACGGCGUAAAAUCUGCGAGCGUUUGGCGAUGAUCCCCGGCAAACUGGAUCACGCCACCUGCGUGGCCUACGAGGCUCGAAUUCAACCACCCAAUACGGAAGCGGAUGCCUUGACCCAUCAAAUGGUGGCCAGCUAUCCCUUCCGUGAAUCGUCCAUUUAGAAGAAGUGAGGUCCCUCCGGGCUCAAUGCCGAGCAUGAAAUGUAAUUUGGAACCCCAAGUGAUCGCGUGCCCCGCCAUAUAACGGACCCUUGCCGCCCACCUUAACCGGUUACACUCUAAUUUAUCCUAACAAUUCUUUUAACCAUAUUUUAACCAUUACUGGUAUAUGCCACUUCUUUAUAGUAUUCAUUUUUUAAAAGUUAUCUAUUCGCAGUGGGUCAUUCUUUAACGUCCAUUUCCCUUAUCGUGACUCGUGUGGGUGAACGAUCAAGGGGAAAAAAAUGACACCACUAAAUCACUGUCGCCCAAAUUCUUUUUCUUUUACCUGUAGUUGACGCUGUAGCCUUUAAAAGACAAUUCAAAGAUAAUCAAUGGCGAUAUGCGUCGCCACCGCUUGCACAAUCUAACCGAUUGGUAAAAAUUCAUUUCCCUCUUUUUUUUAUUAGACUCUGCAGUAUUUGAACCGAACAUCUGGUCGCUUUUUAUUUUUUUUUUCAAAAUUCUGCUGGCUGAAUGAUUUUUGAAUGUUUGUAAAUACACCUAGCGCAGUCUUUCGCUAUUUACAAUCAUACGAAA
This is a messenger RNA of Daphnia pulicaria, 3227 nucleotides long. Its product is annotated as PP2C-like domain-containing protein CG9801. The record is from RefSeq and is a predicted model, not a curated record. Bases 414 to 2651 code for a protein of 745 amino acids. The transcript is spliced from 8 exons. Lineage: Eukaryota; Metazoa; Arthropoda; Branchiopoda; Diplostraca; Daphniidae.